AUGAAUCAUUAUCACCGGAAUCCUCUUCAUCAAGAUUUCCCUUAUCAGAAAGGUGCUCCUUCAUUUCUGAUUGCUCAUGGUGUGUUUAUGCACUUCCCAGUAUUAUCUCAGCCACAUCUGAUGAACAUUGGUUUCUCGAUUAGCAUCAUGUUCAUCUACCUUCUUUUCGUCAUCCUCCAGUAUUGUGGCGCAGAUUCAGUAUCAGGAGCAGAACUGAGUUUUGAUUCCCUAACUUCACUGAGAUGCCUUUCAAAAGGAUUAUAG
Molecule: messenger RNA, 264 nt
Organism: Arabis nemorensis
Lineage: Eukaryota; Viridiplantae; Streptophyta; Magnoliopsida; Brassicales; Brassicaceae
Source: the annotation of a GenBank genome assembly